Messenger RNA from Photinus pyralis (common eastern firefly), 1200 nucleotides. RefSeq names its product E3 SUMO-protein ligase KIAA1586-like. The record is from RefSeq and is a predicted model, not a curated record. The coding region runs from base 1 to 1200 and encodes 399 amino acids. NCBI's taxonomy places the organism in Eukaryota, Metazoa, Arthropoda, Insecta, Coleoptera, Lampyridae. The transcript has a single exon.
AUGUCCCUCCUUAAUUGGCUGAAACGUAAAAAGAACGAUAACGAUAGUGGUGCUGGUGCUAGUACUGACAACAUGGACAGAGACGCUGACGCGGAUUAUUUUUUGCCUUCCCAAUCAGAAUCUGAUAGUGUUGAACGUGACAAUAAUAGCGGUGAUGAAACUGAUGAAAGUGAGAGUGGGGCAAAGAAAUUGAAAUUUAAUAAUUUACCCGAUGUUCCCGAGUGUUGGACAAUAGAAAUGUACAAUAGAAAAUGUGUAGAAUAUAAAUGGCUUGAAACAAAAGAAAAAAAACUAGGUUGUAGUACGUGCAAGAAAAUUAAAAAUCUCGGCAAUGUUCCUAAAAAACAAGGCGUUCAAGUUUCGACUGAGUGGGUUAAUUGUAACAUCGCGGCGUUUGGAGAUUCCACAAAAAAGCAACGUCAAUCCCUCAGAAAAAAAAUCUUUCAUCAUAAGACCAGUGAAGCCCACAGAUAUGCUGAGGAAAUUCUGACAGAAUCUCACAAAGAAAGAUUAAAGACCAGUCUUACUAACCAAAGUACAGACAUUUGUGAAAGUACCAAUCGUGUAUUUACAACAGUUUAUAACAUCAUAAAAAAAGGUAGGCCUUUUACAGAUUUAACUUCUGAUAUAGAUAUGCAAGUAUUAAAUGGUUUAAAGAUGGGUCGCAUUUUACACUCAGAUCAUGCAUGCGCCGACAUUGCAAACCAUAUUGCAACGGAAAUGCGAAAAAGAAUUGUCAGUCAAAUUAUCCAAAAUGAGUCCAAGAUAUCUGUUCUAAUUGAUGAAACUACUUCUGUUAGUAAAAAUACAGUACUAGUGGUAUGCAUCAAAACAACGUUACCACAUUCCGAACCUGUAACAUUCUUUUUGGAUUUAAUUGAUUUAGAAACCACCACUUCUUCAAACAUCUUUAACAUGUUGAUGCUUUGCUUGGAAAAACAUGGGUUUACAAACGAUUUUUUGGCUAGAAAUUUGGUUUGUUUUGCUUCUGAUGGAGCAUCAAACAUGAUUGGAAAAAAAUCUGGAGUAGCUACACAGUUAAUUAGUCAAUAUCCAGAUUUAGUAGUAUGGCACUGUUCUAACCACCGUUUAGAACUAGCAGUCCAUGACGUACUGGAGGAAGUUGAUGGCAUCAAUCAUUUUAAGAUAUUUUUCGACAAGUUGUAUAGUUUAUAUAGUGCUUCGCCAAAAAAUCAAUAG